UAGAUGACCCAACUCCCAAUGGUAAAGUGCCUAGGAUAGUUACUGGAACCCCCCCCCCAGAAAGAACUGAAACACGGACCAAUCACACUCCUGCUGUGUAGAAUGUCCUCAUGGGCUGAGAUGGAAGCAGAGGAACGACCGAGGGAACAUUUACAAAGGAGAACAUGCAAACGCCACACAGAGAGAACCCAGUUGGGAUUUGAACCAGGACCUUCUUGCUGUGAUGUGAGCGUGCAGACCGCUACACCAUCUUGCACUACUUGUGAGGAAACCUGCAGCUCCUCCUCAGAUUCCUUUGAUUAGGAGCUGCAGAUGUUCCUCCCGGUUCCUCCGCCGGAUGGGGGCUGGUUUUCGGGUGGAGGGGAACCUCCCCGUUCCUCAGCUGAGUGGAAACAGACGAGGAAGGUUAGCAGAAGACAUGAGUCCGCUCCUGCUGCUCGUGCUCUGCAGCUCGGCCGUGGCGUCGGGGCGGAGGGACCGCUACACCAACCACUGGGCCGUCCAGAUCCUCGGGGGUCCGGAUCAGGCGGACGCGGUCGCAGCCAAGUAUGGAUACAGGAACCUGGGACAGAUCGGGGGUCUGCAGGACCUCUACCACUUCCACCACAGCAGGGUGGUCCGCAGAGCGACCCUCCCCCACAGGGGCCCCCACAGCCUCAUCCACCUGGACGCACAGGUGAGACUCCAAACAGGCGGGGCGGGGCCGGAUGGGGCUCCUCUCAGACCCGGUUCUUCAGAGUUGUGUGGACCAGCGGACACAAGCGUCUUCCUCCGUUUCCUGUCUGAACGGGUUCUUCCUCUUCCUCUGAAGGUGGCGUGGGCCCAGCAGCAGCUGGUCAAGCCAAGAGUGAAGAGGAUCGCCCAAACAGACCCCGCCUUCCUCGGCUUCAAUGACCCUAAAUGGUCCAGCAUGUGGUACAUUAACUGUCAGGACGACGGCGGCCGCUGCCGCUCCGACAUGAAUGUUCUGGCGGCCUGGCAGAGGGGCUACACCGGCAGAAACGUGGUGGUCUCCAUCCUGGACGACGGCAUCGAGCGGAACCACCCUGACCUGAGCCAGAACUACGAUCAUCUCGCAAGUUAUGACAUCAACGGGAACGACCACGACCCAACGCCACGUUACGACUCCCGCAACGAAAACGUACAUGGAACCAGGUGUGCGGGGGAGGUGGCAGCAGCGGCCAACAACUCGCAGUGCAUCGUGGGAAUCGCCUACAACGCUCACAUCGGAGGGAUUCGGAUGCUGGAUGGAGAUGUGACCGACAUCGUGGAGGCCAAAUCCCUGGGGAUCCGUCCGGACUACAUCCACAUCUACAGCGCCAGCUGGGGGCCGAAGGACGACGGCAGGACGGUGGACGGGCCGGGGCCCCUGACCAGGCAGGCCUUUGAACGAGGCAUCCAGAAGGGCCGCAGAGGCCUGGGCUCCAUCUUCGUGUGGGCCGCGGGGAACGGGGGCCGCCAGGCGGACCACUGCUCGUGUGACGGCUACACCAGCAGCAUCUACACCAUCUCCGUGUCCAGCACCACCGAGAACGGGAACAGGCCGUGGUACCUGGAGGUCUGCAGCUCCAUCAUGGUCACCACCUACAGCAGCGGAGAGUUUCACGAGAGGAAGAUCGUGAGUCCGCUUGGAUUUGGACCAACAACCGCACCCUGGUGCUCACGCCGAGGCGAUUCCCCGCAGGUAACCACGGAUCUGUGGCAGCGCUGCACCGACGCUCACACCGGCACCUCCAUCUCUGCUCCCAUCGUGGCCGGAGUCAUUGCUCUCGCCUUGGAGGCCAAUUUUCUGCUGAGCUGGAGGGACGUGCAGCACCUGCUGGUGAAGACGUCCAGACCCGCCCACCUGAAGGCCGAGGACUGGAAGACCAACGCUGCAGGACUCACAGUCAGUCACCUGUACGGCUUCGGCUUGGUGGACGCCGACGCCAUGGUGAUGGAGGCCAGGAGGUGGAGGCCCGUUCCUCCUCAGCACACCUGCAGUCAGGUGUCAGGGCGGCGCAGCAGGCACAUCCAUGCAGGACUGCGCCUGAACAGCAGCAUCACCACGUCUGGAUGUUCAGGAGACCCUCAGCAGCACGUCCAGCACCUGGAGCACGUGGUCGUCAAGGUGCUGCUGCUUCAUCCACGACGAGGAGACCUGGAGAUGGAGCUCAUCUCUCCGGCUGGAACGAGAUCCCAGCUGCUGGCCAGAAGGUUACUGGACAGCUCCAGCGAGGGCUUCAGGAACUGGGAGUUCAUGACCGUCCACUUCUGGGCUGAGACUCCAAACGGUACGUGGACCCUGGAGGUCAAAGACACUCCAUCCAAACUCCGCAACCUAGAAGUUUUGGGAAACCUGAAGGAAUGGACUUUGAUCCUUUAUGGUACCUCUCAGAGUCUGUACCAGGACCCUACUGCUCCUCCCCCUCGUUCAGGAGAGCUGGAGAUCCCGGAGGAGCCAGAGGAGGAAGAGGAAGAGGAGAAAGAGUACAACGGCUCGUGCCACAGAGAAUGUGGAGAUCGGGGCUGUGAUGGACCAGCAGCGGAGCACUGCCUGAGCUGCAGCCACUUCAGUCUGGCCAGCUUGAAACGAGGCAGAACCUGCGUUCUCCAGUGUCCACGGGGAACCUACAAGAACGAGACGUCCCGCCUCUGCCGGCGCUGCUUCAGAGGCUGUGAGACCUGCGACGGACAGUCGGCGAGGGACUGCCUGUCCUGCAGGAGAGGCCUGUACCUAAACCUUCUCACCUCCAGCUGCUUGGACACCUGCCCCCCCGGGACUUUCCCAGAUGAAAGUCAGCGGCGCUGCGUGGAGUGUCACGCCAGCUGCAUGGAAUGUGUCCAACAUCCAGACGUGUGCACGGCCUGUCACCAUGGUUACAGUCUGGCAGGGAUGGCGUGCGUCCCCGAGUGCGGCGGCGGGACCUUCUUCCACGUGGAGGAGCUGCGCUGCCGCUCCUGCCACUCCUCCUGCAGGACGUGCUCAGGGCCGGGGGCGGAGCAGUGUCUGCGCUGCGCGGAGGGCUACCUGCAGCAGGAGUGGGGGUGUGUCCAGGUGUGCUCGCCGGGGUUUUACGCGGGAGAGGCGGCGGGACUCCCUCAUCAGAUCUGUACCAGGUGUGAAGAAAACUGCCUGAGCUGCAGUGGACCCAGAAGCAGCUGCAGCAAAUGCAAGGCGGGCUUCAGUCUGAUCAGCAGAACCUGCCUGAAGAACGCGUCCUGCAGCAACGCAGAUGAAGUCUUCUGUGAGAUGGUGAAGACCAACCGCCUUUGCCACAGGAAGUUCUACCGGCAGUUCUGCUGCCGCACCUGCCUGAUGAACGCCUGAGCGAGCAGAACCUCCAGAACCGCAGCAGCAGACCACAGAAGGACAAACUCCCAUGUGAAGAUCCCACACAGACGCCGUCCUCCAGAGACCAGCAGACUGAGCUGCUUCCUGCAGAGCCUCUGCUGCUCAUUGGUGGCUGUGGAAAUGGAGGCGGGGCCUCUGUGGCGAUGGGUGGGGCUUAGACGCUGCAAAGGCAGACGUCUCCCUUUGGAUGAUGGAUGCUACUGCAUCCAGAACAUCUGUAGAGGCUUGGUUCUGCAGCUGCUGUUCCUGUUAGAAGAUCCCUGCAGGAACCAAGAUUUCAAAAUAAAGUUCCUGUUUAACCCUUGUGCUAUCUUA
This is a messenger RNA of Oryzias latipes (Japanese medaka), 3649 nucleotides long. RefSeq names its product proprotein convertase subtilisin/kexin type 6 (gene pcsk6). Gene Ontology annotation, biological process: peptide hormone processing. The record is from RefSeq and is a predicted model, not a curated record. Lineage: Eukaryota; Metazoa; Chordata; Actinopteri; Beloniformes; Adrianichthyidae. Gene Ontology annotation, molecular function: serine-type endopeptidase activity. Gene Ontology annotation, cellular component: membrane; cell surface.